Anthostomella pinea is the source of this 1158-nucleotide messenger RNA. NCBI's taxonomy places the organism in Eukaryota, Fungi, Ascomycota, Sordariomycetes, Xylariales, Xylariaceae. The record is from the annotation of a GenBank genome assembly.
AUGCCGACAAUUCGAGGUCCGCUUUGGGCUCUGCAUCUCGCCGCCGUGCUUUCAGCCGCCUCGGCCGCCUCUAUUCGACCAGAGUCGAUUUUCGAAAGAGGCAAUUCAUGCGCCGCCAACUUCACGAAGUGCUCACAAGCCGGACUACCAGACAACUUCUGCUGCGAGGCGGGCACGUCCUGUUUGGUGUUAGCCGGGAGCACAACUGUCCUCUGCUGUCCUUCGGGAAGCAGCUGUGAUACCAUCAACCCCAUCACCUGUAAUGUGGCUCUUCAAGAUGCCGCCGCCAACCCAGCGGCCGAAAUCAAGACGACGGUUCUCGAUGGGAAGCUCGAAACCUGCAGCACUGGAUGUUGCCCGUAUGGAUAUUCUUGCGUCAACGAUAAUUGCGUGAUGGACCAGGACCAGAGCAAGAAGCCUGCUGGAAAGAGUAAUCCGACCACGAGCUCGACACAUGCCGCACCAACCACAACUGCUUCCAGUAAGCCCUCAACAACGGCUGUGCAGGGUGGUGUCACGAGUGCUGCGCCAUCAAAGGAAACCACAGACCCGACGGCGGCGAACACGAUGAACACCGCAGCUAUUGUGGGAGGAGUCGUAGGCGGCAUCGCCGCCAUCGGCUUGAUCGCCGUUGCGGUAAUGGUGUGCCGACGCCGGCGCAAGAAGGAGCAAAAGAUGCGCCAGAACAGGUCCUCGUCCUGGGGCAACAUCGGCAAUAUCCCCAUCAGCGCCCCGAUGCCUCAUGCAGACUACGACGGUAAUCGGCAGGACUUCCUUUCCAAAGCACGCAGCACGAGUGUCGCCAGCACGCCAACACAGGCCCAGGAGCGAUUCCCUCCGAACUCACCCUACUCGCCAUAUUCCUCUUCCGGAAGACCCGAGAGCGAGAUGUCGGAUGCGCCGCGCAGCUACCACCCGUCGGCAGAGGUCGGCGGGCUGCAUGGUGAGAGGAAUCUUACCGACAUGGCCCAUCGGUACUCGGGCACGUCUAUUGCGUCGCGCGAGAGGCGCCAACACAGCGCCGGGAGCGAGAGCAUCAACAUCUUCGCCGACGCCUUGACUGUGGGUGGCGGUUCGGCCGCUCGCCCGUUAACGACGUGGACAGAUAUCCAGUCGCAUGCCGAACGGGUACCGGACUCGCCUGUACGGCGGAGAUGA